This is a messenger RNA of Arabis nemorensis, 753 nucleotides long. Lineage: Eukaryota; Viridiplantae; Streptophyta; Magnoliopsida; Brassicales; Brassicaceae. The record is from the annotation of a GenBank genome assembly.
AUGCAAAUGCUAAAGAAUAACACUUGCAUUAGAGAAAUAUAUGAGCUAUACAUAAGACCAUUUAAUUGGGAAAAUUUCAUUUUCCUUACAGUCAGGCCUACUUGUCCCGACAAGGCUCGUCGUUUGGGUUACAAGGCCAAGCAGGGCUUUGUUGUGUACCGUGUCCGUGUGAGACGUGGAGGGCCCAAGAGGCCAGUGCCAAAGGGUAUUGUGUAUGGUAAGCCCACAAGCCAGGGAGUAACCCAACUCAAGUUCCAGCGUAGCAAGCACUCUGUUGCUGCACUCAGAGUCGUAAACUCUUACUGGCUCAACGAGGAUUCGACGUACAAGUACUAUGAGAUCAUUCUUGUUGACCCUGCACACAAUGCUGUGCGUAAUGACCCGAGAAUCAACUGGAUCUCUAACCUGGUGCAUAAACACCAUGAGCUCAGAGGACUUACCUCAGAGGGAAAGAAGAACAGAGGACUUACCUCAGAGGGAAAGAAGAACAGAGGUCUGCGUGGAAAGGGUCACAACAACCACAAGAACCGUCCGUCUCGCAUCGCCCAGAAAGAGGGGGAAGCUUGUUCUGUCGACGUCGACCUUUGCAUCAAUUCCCUCUCUUUUACGGGCUAUCUGUUCAAUAGGUGGAGGAACCCCUCUGCGAGUGCAGCUAAAGGAGGACCUUUAGGAGUUUAUGCUAAAAUGCGUUUGCGAUUGUCAUUUCCAAAUAGCUUUUGUGAUUCCUGUUUGCGAUCACUGUUUUGCUACUAG